Nicotiana attenuata is the source of this 1377-nucleotide messenger RNA. Its product is annotated as probable galacturonosyltransferase-like 1. Lineage: Eukaryota; Viridiplantae; Streptophyta; Magnoliopsida; Solanales; Solanaceae. Gene Ontology annotation, molecular function: glycosyltransferase activity. The transcript is spliced from 3 exons. The coding region runs from base 29 to 1114 and encodes 361 amino acids. The record is from RefSeq and is a predicted model, not a curated record. Gene Ontology annotation, cellular component: Golgi apparatus.
GUGUGCCUGUUUAUGUAGCUUCUCCAUAAUGCCAAAACUUGGGAGUUUCAAGAUCAAGGCCUUUAUUUCUCUUUUAUGGACCAUCUCCUUUGCUGCACUUAUAGGCGCUAUCAAUACCAAGAACUUCCAUUUCAAAGAAGCCCCAAAAUUCUACAACUCCCCAACUUGUCCUUCUCUUCACUUCUCCUCCACCGACACAAAUAAUGCUACCAUCAAAUCCACCUCCAACGGAAUUUGCUUUGAAAAUGCAGUAAAUGUAGCCAUGACUCUUGAUGCAGCUUAUCUUCGGGGGUCAAUGGCUGCGAUUCUUUCUGUUCUUCAACACUCUUCUUGCCCUGAAAAUGUUAUCUUCCACUUCGUUGCUUCUUCCUCCGCUGACACUAAUUAUCUCAACAUCACAAUUGCUAAUUCAUUCCCUUAUCUUCAUUUCACAAUUUAUCCCUUCCAAGAUUCCGGUGUGGCAGGUUUAAUAUCUACAUCCAUUCGCGCUGCUUUAGAUUGUCCUCUAAAUUAUGCUCGAAAUUACCUCGCUGAUCUUCUUCCUCGAUGUAUCCAAAAGGUUGUGUACCUGGAUUCAGACCUUGUUCUCGUAGACGACAUUGCCAAGCUGGCAGCAACACCUCUAGGUGAAGAAGCAGUUCUAGCAGCACCAGAAUACUGCAAUGCAAAUUUCACUACUUAUUUCACCCCCACUUUCUGGUCAAACCCUUCACUUUCUUUGACUUUCGCGAACCGAAAGCCUUGUUAUUUCAACACGGGUGUUAUGGUCAUUGAUCUUGAAAGAUGGAGAGCUGGAGAUUACACAACAAAGAUUGUAGAAUGGAUGGAACUUCAGAAGAGAAUGAGGAUUUAUGAAUUGGGUUCGUUACCACCUUUUCUGCUUGUUUUUGCUGGAAAUAUAGCUCCAGUGGAUCAUAAGUGGAACCAACAUGGUCUUGGAGGAGAUAAUUUCCGAGGUCUCUGCCGGAAUUUGCACCCUGGUCCAGUGAGCCUAUUGCACUGGAGUGGUAAAGGGAAGCCGUGGGUUCGGCUCGAUGCGAGCCGGCCUUGUCCAUUAGAUACCCUCUGGGCACCUUAUGAUCUUCUGCAAACACCUUAUGCUCUUGAAUCAUAAGAUAUCCCAGAAGUUGGAGCACAAGACAGAGUAUAGAGAUCUGUAUCUUGAGAUCCUCCUCGAUUGUGUUGUGUACAGUAGUAAGCUAGCGUUUCUUUUUAUUGAACGGGAAUGACUAAGGUGAGGGCUGUUUCUUGUACGUAUAUUGGAGUGCACAGUUGUUGGGAAUUUUACUUUGCUAUACUUAUUAGAUCGAGGAGUACUAUUUUUGAAUAUCCAGUGAGGUGAAAACAGUAAAUGACACUAAAGUUUACAUGAGAGAA